UUGAAAGAAGGUGUGAGUGUGCGUACUUCUCUCGUGCGAUUUUGUGAGUGACAUCGGAAAAGAAAAGCGAAUUGAUAGUGCCGAAGAUUAUACCAAGGAUAUAUACACCCCUUUUUGGAUACAGCAAGAUGUACUUGUGAAUUUUGUGAUGUGUUUUCAAAUUUGGUGCCAAGGAUGCUGAAACACGUGACCUACCGCUCCACCUCGUCCUUGGGCCGCUCGCCCACAGAACUCACCUGCCGGGGCUCGAGCGUGUGCCCCGACACCCUCAGCCUCAAGGGCGACAUCUCCCCCUCGUCCCCCGAGAUGACACUCAAGGGCAAGAGCAUGAUUUCGUCUCCAGACACGCUGUCUCUCAAGGACGCGUCUCUCUCCGACCUCAAGGGCUUCUCUCCGGACUCGAUCAGCCUUCACUCGACCCUCAGCUUCUCCUCCUUGGCCAUCGGGAGGUUGUCCUCGAGGUGCUCCUCCACCGCAUCGCUGAACGAGCCGCAGACGACGCCCGUGAAGGUCUACCUGCGCUCCCUGCGUCCUGAUAUCGAGUACAAGACCGUCAGCCUCUCGUCCUCCACAACGUGCCGUCAGCUGAUCCUCAUGCUCCUGGCCAAGUUCCGUCUGCGCCACCGCGACCCCAACCUGUUCUACGUGACGAUGGAGGUCGUGGUUCGAGGGCCAGGGGGAGGCGCCCCUGCUCGACGACUCCUGGUGCUGGACGACCAUGCGUGCCCGGCGGAGCUGCAGCAGUGUCGUCCCCGCGGGGAGGCUCGCUUCAGCGUGGGCGUCCGGCGCGGCGGGCUGCUGCGCGUGCACGACUCCAUCCUCAUGCCCGGGUCGCAGUACAAGUCGCUACUGGUGUCGUACCGCACGACGGCGGAGGAGCUGGUGCAGCUGCUCCUCAACUGCUACAGCAGCAAGGAGAACCCCAAGAACUACGCGGUGCACGAAGUCAACAAGAACCCGUACAGCGACCGGCCGCUCGAGCCCGACGAGUUCCCGCUGCUGGUGCAGAGCGAGUGGCCCAGAGCCUCCCGCCACAACUACGCCUUCGUCCUGCGCAGAAACGUCUCCUACACCCUCAGCCUCAAGUCAAGAGUCUCGUGGAGAAGGAGCCUGGACCAGUCGAGCACGGACACCGAGUCCGAGCACGAGGACCACAACACGACCAUCGGCAGCCUCAUCUCCACCUCCAGCGUCUCCUCCGCCCUCAGCAUCUCGUCCAGCGGCAGCGACUCCUCCGAAGGCUCCUCGUCAGGAGUGUCUUCCAUGGCGUCUCCGAUCAUGUCCCUGGCGUCCCUGAAGGGCGCUCUCCCCGUCACGACGCCCACGUCAUCGGCGACGUCUUCUCCCGUCGCGACCCCGGCGUCGUCCGCGAAGUCGUCCCCCGUCGUGUCCCCGGCGUCGUCCCCCGCCAAGAGCGCGAGUUCCGGCGACGCCAAAGCGCCCGCCGCCGACGCGUCCAAACCCCAGAUAACGACGACGACGACGACGAUAACGACGACGACCCAAGCGUCGAAGCCCCCCGUGCCUUCCCCCGCGCCGCAGGGCUCCUCCCCGGCAGGAGACAAGCCCGUGGCGCCGAAGCCCGUCCCGAGGACCAUCCUCAACAUCAUCACCGUGACGGGCAAGAUCGUCUCGACGCCGCAGCAGAGGGGCCAGCCCGCGCCCCCCGCCAGCCGGAGCGAGAGCAGCAGCCUCCCGAAACCCAUCAUUAUCUCGACGACGCUCGCGCCAUCGUCUUCAGCCUCGCCCUCUCCCUCUGCCUCAGCCUCCCCAGCGAAGGCGAUCUCGUCCUCGGCCUCGUCGUCCUCUCUGGCGACGCUGGGCAGCAGCUCUCAGCCCGAGGAGCCGCCGCUGCCCAAGAGAAGGUCGUCCUGCUGCCCGAAUUACGAGAACUGCUUCUACAUCUGAGCGCCGCCUCUCGCCAAAGAUGCCCCAUGCCAAAGAUUUGAUGCUCAGAGCGACGGCUGUCCUCGUGUUGAUACCAGUGGAGACGAGUCAACCCUACGACUCGUAUAUACGCACAUUUAUAUAUAUAUAUUUCUCGAAAAUACAAUAUCAGAAGAUUGUGUUCCGAGAGAAGAGAGAAAAGCGAAGCUAAAUAAGUUUAAGGUCCCUGUUUUUUUCGUACGUGAAGGCAAGGAACGUGUUAUGGAGCUGCGAGAUUAUUGCUUUUCCAGUGAGUCGAUGGAGGAGGUCCUUUCUUUCGUGCCUUCAGUGCCGCCAGAGGUCACGUGAAAGGGGCAAGUGCGACGCGUAGUAAUAAAAAUAAUUAUCAUGGUUCAUUCUCUCUCUGUCUGUCUGUCUUUGUCUUUGUCUCUUUCUCUCUCUCUCUUUCUUUCUUUCUUUCUUUCUCUUUUUCUCUCUUUCUCUCUUUCUCUCUUUCUCUGUUUCAUUUAUUUUUUACUGUAUCACCAACAUGCCAUUGUAAGAAUUGCUUAGAAACAGCGGCGUGAAAAGUUCACGGACAUCCGCUGUUUUCAAGAAGUAAUACGUGUCGAUUCUUUGUUUAUAAGCUGUCAGUUUUUUGUCUUUCUUUUCGCCCCGUCUUUCUUUCUAUCUUCCUGUCUUUCUUUCGUUAUCGCUAUUCAUCAUUUCCCUUAAAGUGUGUCACCAGCUUUCUUGCGCCUCUUUCCGCGUAGCUCAGACCUCGCUCUUUCCGUGUCUUGUCGACGUCGGAAGAGGAGAGAGAGAGAGAGAGAGAGAGGAGGAAGAGGAACAGGAGAAGGAAGGAGAGGAAGAGGAGACAAGAAAACAAUCGCGUUGCGUGCGAAACUCCAGUUCUUCUUCCUCCUCUUAGUGUGUCAGUUCUUUGUUGUGAACUGAGCUUAAUAUCGUCAGUGAGUAGGUGUUCUGUUGUUACAGUGAGUG
This is a messenger RNA of Penaeus indicus, 2868 nucleotides long. Its product is annotated as mucin-2-like. The transcript has 6 exons. The record is from RefSeq and is a predicted model, not a curated record. Lineage: Eukaryota; Metazoa; Arthropoda; Malacostraca; Decapoda; Penaeidae. Gene Ontology annotation, biological process: signal transduction; positive regulation of epidermal growth factor receptor signaling pathway; positive regulation of fibroblast growth factor receptor signaling pathway. Bases 175 to 1908 code for a protein of 577 amino acids.